Messenger RNA from Chenopodium quinoa (quinoa), 4099 nucleotides. Its product is annotated as protein NETWORKED 4A-like. The record is from RefSeq and is a predicted model, not a curated record. Gene Ontology annotation, molecular function: actin binding. Lineage: Eukaryota; Viridiplantae; Streptophyta; Magnoliopsida; Caryophyllales; Amaranthaceae. Gene Ontology annotation, cellular component: vacuolar membrane. The transcript has 5 exons. The coding region runs from base 1735 to 3510 and encodes 591 amino acids.
ACUAAAUUUUGCCCAAAGUUGCAAAUUAGGUACUCAACUUUGCUUUGUUGCAAGUUGGGUACUAAACUUGGGUAUUGCCUGAAUUUUGACCUUUAACAACAGGUUAACAGGUUACCAAACAUUAAUAACAUAAAAAAGAAUUAAAAAAAAAAAAUUAAACUUCAAUUGAAUUAAUUAACCAAAAAACUCAUCUUUUCUCAAUUUUCUCUCUCCUAUUCAACCUUUUUUAGCUCAACUUUCUUUCUCUCCGACCUUAAAGAAACUAAUUCAAGGUGAGUUUCGUCGGAUUUGUUGGGUUUUCAUAGUGUAUUCCGUUGAAUUUGUGGGGGGUUUCGUGAGUGCGUUUCGUGGCUUGGGUUUUGUGAGGUUGGUUGGAAUUAUGAGGGCGUUUUUGCGAGGGUGUUAGCCUAGGUUUCGUGAGGGUGGUGGCCUGGGUUCAUGAAAGUGGUUAGAUUUUUUAGGGCUUUCAUGGGGGUGGUUGAAUUUGUGGGUUUUUCGUGAGGGUGGUCGGAUCUGUGGGCGUGGGAUUCAUGGAGGUGGAAAUUUCGUGGGGGUGUGGAUGCAGUGGUAGUCAAAGAAAAAAAAUUGUUGAUUUUUUCUAAAUUUUUUUUCUGUUGUUUAGUUGAUUUUUUUCUACAUAAAUGGCAAUUCAAAAUCUCCCAUAUACUAAAAACAUCAAUCAAAAGUAAAAUACUUUUCACUUCAAUUCAUUAUCCCAGACAACCUACCUACUAAAAUUUAAAACCUCAGUAACCAUUUAAAUCAAUUUUGCAUCUUCAAUGGUUAAAAUAGAUAAACAAAGAAAUUUACCUCCACUAAAAAUUGUGCCAGUUGUAAUCUGAUCAUCACUAAAAAAUUCGCGAAAUUAAAUAAAAAAAAAAUCGAAUUGCACCAAUAAUUAUGUGCAAAUAUCAAAAGUAGAAAUGUUGAAAAUAUUACUGCAUAAUUGAAAAUUAAAUGGAGGUUUGUUAAUGGAGGAAGAGAGAAAAGGAGGAGAGAGAGAAAGAGGUUGAGUUAUUUUAGUUUUUUUCAUUUAAUAGAAUGCAAUAUGGUAACCUAAUAGUGUAGAUUACUUGCCAGAAAAGAAGAUUCAGGCAGGUCAUAUUACCCAAUUUGCCAAUAUUGAAAGUUGAGUAUCCAAUUUGCAACAAAGGCCAAAGUUGAGUACCCAACUUUUAUAUUAACUCCUUGUUAAACACACAUAGUGACAUAGCACCUAUUUUCAUUUAUGUUCAAAUUUUACAUUAAUAUACAUGUAAAAGAAAACAUUCCACUUAUUUAAGGACCAACUCAAAAUCACUCGCAAAAAUUAAGAUAUAAGGCAACAUUAAGCAACGAUGUGACUAAAAGAAUUACUCACACCUUGUUGAUUUGAAAAAAACCAACAAAAAAUGGUGGGAAAGAGGGGAAAACGAGUAAAGUUGACCCAAUAAAAAAAGGGUGGCUUAAACUUUUGUAUAAUUUUCCGUAAGACAGGGCCAAAUUCAGAAAGUGUGACAGAGGAUUUUACAAAAAGGAAACCUGAUUAACCCUCUCUCUUUCUCUCUCCUCUCUCUCUCUCUUCUUCCUCUGAGAAUUGAUUGAAGAAGAGCUUCACUUUCUAUCUCCAAUUUGAAUGACAUGCUUCUUCAAUUACUUUCCAACUGAUUUUGGGAAUUAUUUCAGGUUAAAUUUCCAAUAGCACAUUUCCCCUUGAUUGGAUCUUGUUCUCUCUAGGAUAGCAAGUUGAAAGAAAUGGCUACUUCAUCAGUAUCUUCAAAGAGUCCUUUUAAAGGAUCAGAAUCUAGAAAAUCAAGUUCUUGGUGGUGGGAAAGUCAUGUUGGAAGGAACACAAAAUGGCUUGCUGAAAAUUUAGAGGAGAUGGAACAACAUUACAAACGUAUGCAAAAGUUGAUUGAAGGGGAUGGAGACUCGUUAGCAAAGAAGGCUGACAUGUAUUAUCAGAAGAGGCCUGAAUUACUAUCUCAUGUAGAAGAGUUCUACCGGAUGUACAAGUCACUUGCUGAGCGUUAUGAACAUUUGACUGGAGAAGUGCGGAAGAACAUUCCGGCUGACCUACAAUCUCAGGGGUCCAUUGGAUCAGAUGCCAGUGCUGAUGUGACUUCUAUAUGGUCCCCUCAGGAUCAAAAGUUUAUCCAUCGGAAAUCCGGUCCUCGAGCUGCUGGCUUUGACUUUUUUCUUGGUCCUAAGAAAAGUAGCAACGAUCGAUCUGCAAAAGGAGAUGAAACACCUUCAGUAUCAGACUCCGAGACAGAAUUUUCAGAAUCUGAUGUGUCCUCUUUAUACAGCUAUACUGGAAUAUCAGUGAACACUGGUGAAGAGGAGGUGCAGUCAAGGCCUUUGGAAUCAGAAACUGAGAGUUGUGAUGUGGAGAAGAUGCAGGUGCAGCAGCAUGAGAAUCGUAAUGGAUCCUUGAGGAAAAUCAGUAGUGGCAAUUUUGAUGAUGUGCAUUCUAAGAUUGCAGAUUAUGAAGAAGAAUUGAAAUUGGCAAGGCUUAAAAUUUACCAAUCAGAAGAAGAAAUAGCUAACUUGAAAAUAGAACUCCUGAAAUUCACCAGCAAUUCGCUAAAUGAGUAUCCUGGGGUGGAAAAUAGUGAUUCCACGGAAAAGUUUGAUCAGGAAACGGGUGAAAGUAAUGUGCUAGAAAUAGAUGUUUCUCAACCUGAACAAAAGAUCCGGACACUAUCUGAAGAGUUGAGAAUCACAAAGGGGAGACUUCAAGCUUUAGACAAAGAGAUGGCACUUUUAAGAAAAGAGAACAAAGAUUCUUCUGACAACAUACGGAAAAUGCAGGAUCUGCUUAAAAUGGCUCAGAAGGAAGCUGCUACAUGGAAAGCGAAGAUUGAAUCUGAGAAACGACAGGCAGCCAAGUUGCAAGAAAGGAUUGCAAGGUACAAAACUAGUUUAACAGAUCGAGAAAAUGAGGUCCGGGAUUUGAAAGAAGUGAUCUCUGAUGCUAAUCGUAAGUAUCAGCUUCAUGCUGAAAUAACUAGAUUGACUGACGAAAAGACUCGCUUGGAAGAGAAGCUUAGGGAAUGGGAAAUGACUUGUCAUUCUCUGGAAACCCAGCAUGGGGCACUGGAGAAAAAAUUAAAUGAUGAAAUUGAACACCUGAAAGCGGAUAUUACUGAUAAGACGUUUAGGCUAGAAAUGCUGGAAAGUGACCUUGAUGCAUACAAGCUAAAAUAUGAAAAUCUUUCAAGUGAAAAAGAUGAGCUCAACACUGAACUGAGUGCAAGAAAUGACCAAAUUGCUGAAAUGGAAAAGCGUCUGCAACAGCUGGUUGCUGAAAAGGACGAAACAAAUAUAGUGGUACAGGAUUUAAAUUUAAAAGUUGAGGAACUGCGAGAAGAGGUUGAGAGACAGAAAGCCUCGAUGUUGGAAACUGCUGAAGGAAAAAGGGAGGCAAUCAGGCAGUUAUGUUUCUCCCUUGAGCAUUACAGGAAUAAUUACCAGCACCUUCGACAAACUUUCACAGGGUUCAAGCGGCUUCAUGCUUUUGCAUCUUAAUAUUUUUUGCUUUCCUGGAUAGAGAGAUGUGAAGACCUCUUUUUUCCUGAGGGUUUGCAUAUAGAUCUAUAAGAUGGAUUUCCAUUUCUUCAUUGAUUUUUGUACAUAUAUCAUCAAGGAAUCGGUUUUGGUUUUCUUCUUGUUCCUUUCUUGUUGGUUUUGAAGAAUCAGAACUCUUGUCAUGAGCAUGCUCACUUAUUAGGUUAGUCAUGGCCGGCUUGCUGACCGUCAUCUUGAUGGAACUCAGUUUAGCGUGGACAAACAGCAGCUUUUACUCGUUUAACUGUAUAAGGAUAUUUCUACUCUACUCUGAAUUUCUGAGAGGUGAAGUGGAGCUGUGCAGGUCCAUACCCACCGAUGGAGGCUGUAGAACUGGUCUCGUUCGUUUGGAGCCUCAGCAAUUAUAUAAUUUGACAAUAACCUUAGCACAUUGAACAUCAACACUGUAUAUUUUUCAUCUACUUUCUUUGGUUUGCUCCUGUUUUUAAACGGAGGUACUUUGUUGUGUGAGAUUGAUGUACCUUGUAAAAAAAAUAUGCUUAUGAACGUUGACAUAGCAUGAAUAGAAAUGGUUCAUUUCCGGUGCCCA